Lodderomyces jiufengensis is the source of this 486-nucleotide messenger RNA. RefSeq lists its product as uncharacterized. NCBI's taxonomy places the organism in Eukaryota, Fungi, Ascomycota, Pichiomycetes, Serinales, Debaryomycetaceae. The record is from RefSeq and is a predicted model, not a curated record. The transcript is spliced from 2 exons. Bases 1 to 486 code for a protein of 161 amino acids.
AUGACCACAAUAAAUCAAUCACCACAAUUAUAUUCAAAUUCAUCAUUAGCUCCAGUUCCACCUCAACGUGUACCUCAAGGUAUGUUUCCCAAUGGAUUCAUGUCACCAAUGCCAUUACCUCCUCCUUUACUUGAUCAAUUGGGUCCCCCACCUCCUGGAUUUCAACAAGGUCCUCAACCACCUGGAAUGUCAAAUAAUGGAUCAGCACCACCUCAACAUCAUCAACAAAAUAUUCCACCUCAAUUUUUAAAUAAUCCUAAUGCUAGAUNACCACCUGGAAUGUCAAAUAAUGGAUCAGCACCACCUCAACAUCAUCAACAAAAUAUUCCACCUCAAUUUUUAAAUAAUCCUAAUGCUAGAUUUAUUCCACCUCAAUACUUACAAAUGAGAGGGUUAGGUAAUCAACAACAACCACCACCAAUGCCCUCUCAACAUCAUCAACAACAUCAGCAAGGUAAUCCAAAUAUAAAUCAAGAAUCUAGAUAA